Messenger RNA from Magallana angulata, 3387 nucleotides. RefSeq lists its product as uncharacterized. NCBI's taxonomy places the organism in Eukaryota, Metazoa, Mollusca, Bivalvia, Ostreida, Ostreidae. The transcript has 20 exons. The record is from RefSeq and is a predicted model, not a curated record. Bases 193 to 3387 code for a protein of 1064 amino acids.
UGAACCUUGUACAACUGUAAAGUACUGAAUAGAAAAACCAUCUGUAGUGUAUUGUAAAAAGGUCGGCUCACAGGAGAGAGCCGAUAAAGUGCUGGACAUUUCCCAAAUCUCACUUGUUUUCUGAUCACAGGAGACUCCACAUGUUGUGUAUUGUACGAAAAUCAAUAAGACAUCUUUGGUAUUUAAGUAUGAAUGGCUGAGAGUGGUCAUGAUUAUUUGGAAAUUCUUCCAGAUGAAGCAGAGGUAGCCAUGAAUCGGCCACUGGUGGAAAUCCCUCUACUGGGUACAGACUCGGGGUCUCUGGAUGUUGACCAAGUGAGCCCGGAGUUUCCCAUGCAGUCUUCCGGAGAGUAUAGGCCUAUCAGUACGGCCAAAACCUAUGACUACGCGGACUGUCCGCACCAGUACGAGGAACUCCCGCACCUACAACUACGCCCCAAUGGCAUGUCCCCUGACUCCGUGGACACCCACUCCUCCAAUGGCACCACAGUCACUUCAGGAAUUCAUUCGGAACAGGAGGAAGGAGAGGGUGCCACCCAGUCGGCAGAAGAAAGGAAGCGGUUCAACCCUUUGUACGACACCAUGAUUAACACCUCACCCACCAUCUACAACAAGGUGAACACCACGGUGAAGGCCAAGCAGGACCACACCGUGCUUACCCAGCUACGCCUCAUGAAGCUGGCCAUCCUCCUCCUCAUCCUCAUCUCCAUCGCCUCACUCUUCAUCAGUGUGUACGUCGUCAUAGCCUUCAGUGAUGGACCCACUAAAGUAGCCUCCUUACAGAAAGAGCUCCAAAGUCUCAAGUCCAAUUAUACCACCAUGAACAUUAAGAUGAGGAUUUUGGAAUCUCUUGUUGCGGGGAAUAAGUCAUUUGAAUACAUCAAUGAUCUUGAUGACAAGUCUGGUGUAUGGAGUGUUCUCCAGCUUAUCUAUUUUCAACAACAGACGAAGGAGAAUAUAUCUUCCCUGAACUCAAAUUUAUCGAACACAAAAGUUACGUUACAACAAGUCCAUGAUCAAGUUAGUUUCAGUUAUCAAAACCUCACUUCCAUCAUGGCAUCCCAGAAUUCCAUAGUACAGGAACAGCUCCUGAAUAUCAGCAAAAUGGAGGGACCUCAGGGUCCCCAGGGAGUGGGUAAUCUGAGUGCCUGUUUUAUGAAGACUGAUACAGCCAGCUCUGCAAGUGACACAACGAGGACAUCCACUCUCAAUCCAUUUCCUCCAAUGGAGGACUUUGAGAUGAAAUGGUUCUUGUGUGUGUUCCUCUGUAUCCCGCUGUCUCAAGCACAGAGCUGUUCCAAAUACAUCGACCUUGUGAUUGUCGUGGAAUCUUCCAACAUCACGUCAUACCAGGACAAACGGACGACGACAUGGCACCCCGCCAUCCAGAUGUUCCUGACCAGUCUAUUGGACGGUCUGACGCUCGGCGCCGAGUUCUUCAGGGUGGCGGUGGUGCUGUACAGUUCGUCGAUCGAUGACGUCAUGACGUUCACGGUGGACAGAGAAUUCGCGCAGCACGCCGUAACGUUCCUGCGACCUAAUUUCGGAGGAGCUAAUUUACAUAUGGGGCUGGAGGAGAUGAACAGACUGUAUCAGUACUACUCACGUCCCGGCGCUACCAAGCGGGCCCUGCUGGUCACCGGGUCACACAUCGGGGACUCCUCCAGCACGUUCGCUGAAGUGUGGCAGGCCCGCAUCAUGAACGUGGAUCUUCUAGCCAUCGGGUUCGGUGGAAAUGAGCUUGAACACGAGUUGAAGCAAAUGGCCUCUGAUUUCGUGGUGACUAUUGGUGAUAUAGGGAUGUUAUAUGCUCUAGUUACGAGAGCCUUGGAGAGGAUCUGCAUUGAUCCAGUUGAUGGUGCCUGGUCUUCCUGGAUGAACUGGGGAACGUGCACAGCCUCUUGUAACGGUGGUUACCGCUCACGUGCACGUUCCUGUAGCUCACCCCAGCCUUCCCUCGGGGGUCACCUUUGUGAUGGGAUGCCAAGUCAGACGGAGAUCUGUAACACACACGGAUGCCAAGAUGAAUGGGGAGCGGGAAGCUGGUCUUCCUGGAGUGACUGCUCCACUUCCUGUGGUUCGGGUAGGAGGGUGAGGACUCGGUGGUGCCGUGACCAAUGCAGUGACCGCGAGGUGGAGACCCAGUUCCAACCCUGCUCCAAGGCGGAAUGUCCCUCACCGGUGAAUGGGUCUUGGACGGCGUGGGGGGAAUGGAGCCCCUGUGACUGCCAUACAAAGACACGUCAUAGCCGGCGGGAGUGUUCGAACCCGCCACCCGCCAAUGGGGGCCAGACCUGUACUGGGUUGUCUGUGAAUGUCAGCGAUUGUCUCCCUACAGACGUAGAUCAAUGCCCUGAGGACGGGUCCUGGUCGUUUUGGUCUGAGUGGAGCACCUGCUCCAAGACCUGUGGUCAGGGAAUUUCAUCUCGAACACGUCAGUGCGAUAACCCCGUGCCUCGUAAUGGCGGAAGCGAGUGUUCGGGGACGAAGUUUGACCAGCGUAGAUGUAAUCAAUACACUUUAUGUCAAGAUUGUCCACACAAACCACUGCAGCACAGAGACGGCUGGUACAUGAUGCGUUUUUACGAUUCCUGGGUACCACAGCGUUGUUCUGACGGCGAGGUCUUCUCAAUGGAAUCAUGUGACUGCAUGGCGGACCCAAACAUCGUCACAGGACCAAGGUGUGAUAACGUUGUGGACCUUGAUUUUGUGUCGCACAAUGAGGAGGCCCGGGAUGACUUGGGAGAGAGGGAAUCCACAGCCUCCAAUGUGAAUUAUGACGGGGCGGGCAAUGCAGUGUUCAGUAGUGACUCGAGUGUAGUUCUGUGGCAGUUUUACCAGAUGGAGCUGGAUUCUGGGUUCAGGAUUUCCGUCCGAGUGAAGCCGGACGCCGGCCCCGGGCCGAUGAGGACUCUGCUGAGUGAUGACGAUUGCUCCUCCUCUGAACGUCCGUCUAUUGUGAUUGGUUUCAAAACUAUAGAGAACAACACUGUUCACGUGAUAUUUGGACUGUCUCUUCAAAACAGAGGAGCCAUGUCAUUUCUUAACAUAACCACAAGGGUGGACGACUUUCUUGAUUUAAACUUCCAUUUUACCGGAAGGCGGUUUGGUGGUGAAGUUAAAAACAAGCUCACGGAGAUAAUUUUCCCAGAAACGGAGCUUGUACAAGCAAGACGAGGCCCGCUAGUGAUCGGUAACAAUAUCUGUUCCAACUUACAGGGGUUCCAGGGACUGCUAAACCAGAGAAUUAGUACAGAGAGAACCAAACAUCUGGAAUGUCCUUAUACCUUGACUGCUGAGCUAUCUGAGGAACCUUCAGCCCCGGCGCCUGAGGCUGUUUUAGCAGAGGGGGCGGGGCAGAAGAUGAGGCAGGGGAGUUGGUAUUAG